AUGUCAGCGAAAGUGCGCGCUUAUAAAGGGCAAAUUUAUAGCGCCCGCGCAUACCGCUGUGCUAUCGUAAACCGCCUGAGUUCAGGUGAUAAAGCGGCUUGCGGGGAGCGGGGCGGAGGCAGAGUGCAGCUCUCCCGUAAGCCCUCUGUCAGAAUUAAUGUUGGAAUUCAAGCU
Iphiclides podalirius (scarce swallowtail) is the source of this 174-nucleotide messenger RNA. NCBI's taxonomy places the organism in Eukaryota, Metazoa, Arthropoda, Insecta, Lepidoptera, Papilionidae. The record is from the annotation of a GenBank genome assembly.